UCUGUGAUUUGACGUUUGUGUUCUUAACCUCUAAACUAAAUAAAUAAUAAAUAAUUGUAAUUUUUUUUUUUGUUACAUUUUAAAUCAUUUUUGGUUCUAUUCUACUCUGAGUUUUCUGAAAACUGAUAUUUAUAUAAUUUUGCUCCAAAAUGAAUGGACUCAUAAAUAAUGUAGCGUUCAGGCUAAUGAGUCGGCCAUUCUCUUGGACACAAGUAGCACAUAUGAAACAAUGGAGAAUUUCAAAGGGAUUGUCAGCCAACCGCAACGCCGAAGGUGUUCUCACAGAUGGGCCUGACUACACCUACUUAGAUGGUAGACCUACACCUUUACUUGUAAAGCAAAAGAUGAGGAUGCUUAAACAACAGAAUUACGCAAAUCAAAUUGUCACAUUGUGUUCUGAAUUAGAUUUUGCUAAAAAGAGACACCAAGAAAUCUUAAAUGCUAAAGAGCAAGAGAGACAGGAUAUAAUCAAUGACCGUUUAAAACCUAAAGGGAAAGUUAUGUUAAAGAAAAAGUAGUUUAUUUAAUAUUUUAGAAUUAUAAGUGUAGUUUAGUUAGAGAUAGAAUAAACACUCAUUAAGAAA
Messenger RNA from Bicyclus anynana (squinting bush brown), 584 nucleotides. It is a transcript of the gene mRpL52, whose product is annotated as 39S ribosomal protein L52, mitochondrial. NCBI's taxonomy places the organism in Eukaryota, Metazoa, Arthropoda, Insecta, Lepidoptera, Nymphalidae. The transcript has 3 exons. The coding region runs from base 150 to 518 and encodes 122 amino acids. Gene Ontology annotation, biological process: mitochondrial translation. The record is from RefSeq and is a predicted model, not a curated record. Gene Ontology annotation, cellular component: mitochondrial large ribosomal subunit. Gene Ontology annotation, molecular function: structural constituent of ribosome.